AAUUUAAACCGAUUCAAGAAUAUUUGAAUGAGAUAUAUCCAAACCGGUUUAAACGGCUUGUUCUAUUUCGCUGUCAAAUUUCACUUCCGUUAUGUCAACGUAACUCUUCUUUUCUUCUCAUAGCUUGUUUAACCUCCACGUGUUCUUGUUCCUUCUCUUCAGCCACCACCACUACUACUACUACCCCUCCUCUCAUUUUCCUUCUCCCAAUUAGUCUUUUCUUCUGCCCUAAAUGGCCGAAGAAACAGACUCCAAACUCACCCAAUUCAAAAACUCUGUCACAAAUCUUGGUUCUUCAACACAGGGUUAUGGGGACGCUACACUGAUGAGGUUUUUGAUUGCUCGGUCUAUGGAUUCUGAUAAAGCAGCUAAGAUGUUUGUUCAAUGGCGUAAAUGGAGAGAGACUAUGGUUCCUAAUGGGUUUAUUUCAGAUUCUGAAGUUCCCGAUGAGUUGGAGACUAGAAAGAUCUUUUUGCAGGGUUUGUCUCAAGAUAUGUUUCCUCUCAUGAUUGUUCAAGCAUGUAGACACUUCCCAUCCAAAGAUCAGAAUCAAUUCAAGAAAUUUAUCGUACAUUUACUGGACAAGACCAUUGCGAGUGCUUUUAAAGGAAGGGAAGUAGGAAAUGAAAAGUUGAUCGGAGUUCUUGAUCUGCAGAAUAUUUCUUAUAAGAACGUUGACGCGCGUGGUUUAAUUACUGGAUUUCAAUUUUUACAGAGUUACUACCCUGAACGUUUAGCAAAGUGUUAUAUUUUACACAUGCCAUGGUUUUUUGUGAGUGUUUGGAGACUAGUUUCUGGCUUCCUAGACAAGGCAACACAAGAAAAGAUUGUGAUUAUAAGCAAUGAAGAUGAGAGAAAGGAAUUCAUAAAUGAAGUUGGUGAAGAGAUUCUCCCAGAAGAGUAUGGUGGAAGAGCAAAGCUUGUAGCCAUCCAAGAUUUUGAAGUGACACCAUUAGAAAAUGGAAGAACAAAUUGAUUAAAGUGUUUACUUGACAAUCAAACAAUCAUUUUAGAGUACAAUAAAAUAAGGGGUAUUUUAUGCUUAUAACUAGAGGACAUUAUACCAAACCAAAUCAUGAUUAGAAAUAAACCAACAUGUUUUUUUAUCCAUUUGAUUUAGUUUGAAUUUUUUGAUCAUAGAUUGUAAAAGUGAGACUAAAUCAACUAUAUUUUAUUGGUUCA
Messenger RNA from Lathyrus oleraceus (garden pea), 1182 nucleotides. RefSeq names its product CRAL-TRIO domain-containing protein YKL091C. Lineage: Eukaryota; Viridiplantae; Streptophyta; Magnoliopsida; Fabales; Fabaceae. The transcript is spliced from 6 exons. The coding region runs from base 233 to 976 and encodes 247 amino acids. The record is from RefSeq and is a predicted model, not a curated record.